Messenger RNA from Pistacia vera, 2034 nucleotides. RefSeq names its product leucine-rich repeat extensin-like protein 2. Bases 527 to 1474 code for a protein of 315 amino acids. The transcript is spliced from 2 exons. Lineage: Eukaryota; Viridiplantae; Streptophyta; Magnoliopsida; Sapindales; Anacardiaceae. The record is from RefSeq and is a predicted model, not a curated record.
GGAGAAUUUUGUUGAUUAUUUGAAGGAAUCAAUCGCAUAUAGUCAUGGUAGGACUGAUGGAAAGCUUAGGGAGGCAGAAAAUAUUCUGAGAGAGGUUCAAGGUUGUAUCAAGGAUUUGAGAGAUAAACAAGAGAUAGCAGAGGCUCAAGUGCAGCUUGCAAAGCUUCAGUUGCCCAAGAGUGACACGCAGUCGAAAAAGCGGGGCACUACUGCUCAAACCGUUUCUAUUCAAGAAGCAUCGUCAUUUGUCCCUCAAACCGUUUCAAAUCAAGAAGCAUCGUCAUUUGUCCCUCAACAAUCCCACCAGUUGCUUCCGAAUCAAGUUGCUUGUUCACAACAGCAUGCUUCUCUCCCUUCUAAUAUUUCUCAGAACCUACAUAAUCAAAGUCCUCAACAAUCUCCUGUAGCAACAGCUCCACAGCUUCUUAACCAAAUACCCCAGAAUGUCGUCCCCUCCAUUUCACAACCUCAAUCGUACAACCCCUCAACUGUGCUGACUCAAGAAACCACACAUCAGAAUUACCAUAUGCCUUUUAUGCAGCAGUCACAACCACCACCUUCAACAUUGUAUCAACCUAGUCAGUCAACACCUCCAGCAUCCGCACAUCAGCAGUACCUUGUAACUUCAAGUCAGCAGUCACAGCCACCAGCUCCAGGAUUGUACCAACCUAAUCAGUCAACACCUCCAACAACCACUCAUCAGCAGUACUUUGUAACUUCAACUCAGCAGUCACAGCUACCAUCUCCAGCACUGCAUCAACCUUAUCAACCUGCACCUCAACUUCCAACAAUCUCACAGUCCACCCAACCGGCUCAAUUUUCAACAAUCUCACAGUCUGUCCAACUGCCUCAACUUCCAACGCCCUCACAGUCAGCCCAACCACCUCAACUGCACUCACCUGUCAAUCCAGUUUAUUAUCAAGCCCAUCUUCCAUUGAGCCAUCAACCUGAAGAAGUUCCUUACCUGUCAUCUCAAAGCAUCCAAAAAUCCUCUCGGCCACCUGGUGGGUUUCCCCCAACUGAGCAGUUUUAUGUUGGUUCUACCCAGCAGAUCCCUGAUCACUCCACAAGCAGGCAUUAUUUGGAGUUACCUUCUGGGUAUUCAAAGCCACCAGAGCAGUCUAAUCCCAUCAAUCUUUUUCCAUAUAAUGAACCUUGUUUUGGCUCCAGCAGUUCAAAUAUGAAACCCUUUCAACGUGCAUCAUCACCUUCAUUCCCAGGUAGUGGAAGCAGUUCCUCACAGUUGCCAACUGCCAAGAUAUUACCACACGCUCUUCCAACUGCCUCUAUCUUGGAUAGUGGAUCUGCUUCCAGUGGGAACACAAACAGUGUUCAAGUUGAUGAUGUUGUCGAGAAGGUUGUUGCGAUGGGAUUCCGGAGAGACUUGGUGAGAGCUACAGUGAGGAACCUGACGGAAAACAGGCAGUCAGUAGACCUCAAUGUGGUGCUGGACAAGCUGAUGAAUAGCAGGUAAGUUCAGCUUAAAGAGUGGUCGUUUAGCUGGUGUAUUGUGUGUUACCUUGGUGCUUAUAUUUUCUGUAUAGAAUUUGGAAUUACAUGUCUAUAUCUACAUUCUACAGUUAAGGUUAUCCUUCAUGCUAUUUCACUGGGUUGUUACAUAAAAUAGAUAUUGUAAUUGGCAUCAAUAUUUCUAAAUUUGAUUAUGAGAGAAUAGAGUGUUUGAUGUUUCUAUACACUGUCUUGCUUUUAGUAUGCUUCAACCUUUGAGUGGUUUGGUAUGUUGUUGAAAUAAAAAUGCUUGGGUUCACAAUUUUUCUUAAUUCUCCCUUUUAAGCGAAAAAAUAAUACAAUUUUAUUAUACUUAGGCUUAUCUGAUGCCGUCCAAGUAAAUCAUGUUUGUAUUUUGAUUAGUUAUCAUGUUAACUGAUGUAUAUGAGUCUAUCACAGAUGUUUUCUCACCUAUCUCGCCAUUAACAAGUCAUAGAUUCGUUUUGAUGUCUGAGUGCAAAUAUGUAUAUAUUUUUCUUUUGGCCUCAUUAAAAAGUGAUGUAUUGCUCUAUUAAGAAUCGGCAA